CAGUUCUUGUGGUUUAUAACUCUUUACUUUUUUCUUCCCUCGUAAUUAAAAAGGUAAGAAUUAAAAUAAAGAACGAAAAUAACUAUAAAUUACAAACUAUAAGGACGAAAACAGUAAAUUUUAACAAAAUGUAGGGACUAAAAAUGUAAAUUACUUAAACAAAAACGAAAAAUAAAAGGUAAAUGAGUUGUGGGAAGAAAGUUUUUUUCUUGUUUUGUUUUUUAUGGAUAGAGAGGAGUCUUGAAACCCUCCGGUAGACUGAAGCUUCGUCGUCUUCUUCGUUCCAACUUCAGAUAUCAAAUUCAGUGAUCAUGAAUGGAAGCAAAGUUGAAGAAGAUCUGUUUCAUCAUCAUCUUGAACCGAUCACCGAUCCUCAGCCCUUGAUUUUAGAUCACCAUGACCACCACGACGACCAACAGCCGCCGCCGGAGUUUUGUCUACCUCCAAUGUCGGAAUUCGACUUUUUUCGUGACGAAGAUGAGGAUGAUUCCAUCAGCCAUACGCCAUCUGAUGCGGAAGGUGUUCAGCCUUUUACCAACGAGGUUGUUUCUUCUGAAAAAACAAGCCCUAGGUUUCAAUACGUUAAUCCGGAGCCUCACAUAUCGUCUCAGUUCUACACAUUUAAUAUGGGGUCUCACUCUUUGAUGAUCCGUUGUAUCCUCGAAGGCCGUCUUGCGACUCCCGAUGAGAUCAGGGUGGCGACGCCACACGCGGUGCUUGCUAGCUGGCGGUCGGUGUGGAAGGACCGUAACGAGGACACGGCCUACCUGACGGGUUGGAAGCGGAUUCAAGACAAGCUCAGUGUUCACGUCGGCGAACACGGUAACAAAUUCCUAUGUUUCAAGAACAAUUCGAAUAAUCAAUUCGUUUCUCAUAUUAGUCAGUGGCAAGAUAUUGUUAUGAGCUUUCAUGGUGAUGCUGAUUUGAAGCACCUAGGGUUAAAGGAGACUAUAGAGAGAAUUAAGCAAGUUUGGACUGUAGGUGCUAAAUUUUAUGGGAUACCUGAAUCGUACAUUAGGGUUUGUGUAGCAGAGUGUCCUGUUUGUUUGGAUUCGAAUGGGUCUGGGGGGCUACGUUCUAAAAGGCGUAGGUUUGAAUACACCGAGUCGUUCGAUGUGCCAGCCAAAGAGGUGCCUAAUAAGUUGCAACAAUUGGCAACUAAACACAAGGUUGUUUUGUGUAUAAGGCAAAAGUAUAUUAGGUAUAAGCCAUUUAUGGCAGAGGUUAAAGAUUAUGCAUGUCAUCGAGCAGGGGAACCUGCCUCUGCGUCAAAGAAAUCAAGGAAUUUGAAAAGAGAACCUUAUGCGUCAAAGCGAUGUGGAUGUGGAUUUCGGAUAAGAGCAAUUGUGCCAAUUUCAAACUAUAACGAGAAAGAAAAAACUUUUGUUUAUCAAGAAGAGGGAAUGGCUGUAUUUAAACUGUAUGCAGUGCAUUCGGGGCAUGAGCCAGGGCCAUUGGAUGGUAAUGCAAGGAUAAUGCACAGAGUUGUUGGACAUAAAGGAGGGCUAUUGAUGGAACAGGAUAUGGUUUAUGGGAUGAGUGAAGAAGCAGAGAAUGAGAAGUUUGAAUUUAUGGGAAAGGAUGAUGGGGAUAUGCAGCGUUCUGUGUUGCACCAAGUGAAAGAAUUGAGAAAUGAAGUUGGGCUGCUUGAAGGGAAAAUAGCAAAAAUACCACCUGAGCUACUAGGUUCAGUGUCUCAAGAGUUGUUUGAUAUACUGAAUAAAGUUAGAAGUGUAGGUGCUUAUGAGUCAAAAUCAACAGGGUUGCUUUCUGACAAGCUGCAGUCUGAUGAUGUAUUGGUGGGAGAGAAUGAUUUAGCAGAUUGGAGCCAUCAUCAAAGGAUUUAUGGGGAUGGCAAGGAUACAGAUUUAAUUGAAGAUGAUGAUGACAGUUUUGGGCGAACGCUUGGAGAUGUUGCUUCUUGGGAUCAGAUCAGGGCAGAUUGCAGGACUGAGAAGGAUCUUCUAGGUGAGACUUGUAAACCUGAGAAAUGGCUGAAAUGUAGUGGUUUUGAUGAAAAAUCUGUACUCAAUCAUGAGGACUCCAAACUGAUAGAGCCUGUGAGGCAUGAUGAGACUAUGGAGACAGACAGCCUUGUUGCUUUGCAAGUUGACAGCUUUUACCCUGAAAAUCCUAAAUGGUAUGAAUCUCCAUGUGGUUUAGACCCUGGAACAGAUUGUGGUGAUAAUGGGUUCAGACACGGGGAGAUUGUGUAAAAUAACAAAGAGGGGUCAGUGCACAGUAGCUUAAUCCUAAGUUUAUUUGCUGCCAUUCACCUUUUCUGGUUGACUUGUAUAUUUGUGUCCACAGAAGAACUGAGUGGCUCACAUGCUUUAGGUCUUUGCUGCCAUUCACUUUUACUGGUUCUGACUUGUAUAUUUGUGUACACAGAAGAACUGAGUGGCUCACAUGCUUUAGGUCUUUGCUGCUUGUGACUCUGUAAACUAUAGCCAUUAGGCUUUUUUUGUACAUACUUCUUUAUGACUAUAUGUUAAUUGAGUUGUGAACCGAUAAAUUUAUGACUUUAUCUGCACAGCAGUACUUUUUUUGUUCUUUUCCAUCAAA
Cynara cardunculus var. scolymus (artichoke) is the source of this 2565-nucleotide messenger RNA. RefSeq lists its product as uncharacterized. The transcript has a single exon. The record is from RefSeq and is a predicted model, not a curated record. Bases 312 to 2216 code for a protein of 634 amino acids. NCBI's taxonomy places the organism in Eukaryota, Viridiplantae, Streptophyta, Magnoliopsida, Asterales, Asteraceae.